AUGAUGUUAGACGUGUUGCAGUAUGGAGUGGAGCCCCGGCGCCCCUGGCGGGCUGGACUGCACCGCGGAUCCUUCCAGUAUGUGGUCUCAGUAGGUCUCUGGGCCCACAAACUCAUGGGUGAAUGCGGUGUGGUGGGACCUAAACGGGGCCAGCUAGAUGGGGUGGUGGUCGACUGGACUGCAGCUUGCCGGACUGGCCUCAGCUUCGUAAAAGAGGUGGCAGAGCAAGACCCCUGGCUCCUGAGUCCUGGAGGCAGCAUGGAGCCCCUGGGGUCCCUGAGGUGCCCGGGGGCCCCGGAUGUGCCUGGUCCUGGCAGCAUGCGGAUCCUGGUCACGCUGCUGCUGGACACUCUGCCCAUGCUCGGGAACGUCCUCCUGCUCUGCUUCUUCGUCUUCUUCAUCUUCGGCAUCGUGGGUGUGCAGCUAUGGGCCGGACUGCUCCGCAACCGCUGCUUCCUGGACAGCGGCUUUGCCCGAAACAACAACCUCACCUUCCUGCGGCCGUACUACCAGACGGAGGAGGGCGAGGAGAAUCCCUUCAUCUGCUCCUCCCGGCGGGACAACGGCAUGCAGAAGUGCUCGCACAUCCCCAGCCGCCGGGAGCUGCGUGUGGAGUGCACGCUGGGCUGGGAGGCGUACGGGCAGCCGCAGGCCGACGCUGCCGGAGCCACCCGCAACGCCUGCAUCAACUGGAACCAGUACUACAACGUGUGCCGCUCGGGUGGCUCCAACCCCCACAACGGCGCCAUCAACUUCGACAACAUCGGCUAUGCCUGGAUCGCCAUCUUCCAGGUGAUCACGCUGGAGGGCUGGGUGGACAUCAUGUACUACGUCAUGGAUGCCCAUUCUUUCUACAACUUCAUCUACUUCAUUUUGCUCAUCAUUGUGGGCUCCUUCUUCAUGAUCAACCUGUGCCUGGUGGUGAUCGCCACGCAGUUCUCUGAGACCAAGCAGCGGGAGAACCAGCUCAUGCGGGAGCAGCGCGCCCGCUACCUGUCCAACGACAGCACGCUGGCCAGCUUCUCAGAGCCGGGCAGCUGCUACGAGGAGCUGCUCAAGUACGUGGGCCACAUCUGCCGCAAGGUGAAGAGGCGCAGCCUGCGUCUCUAUGCUCGCUGGCAGAGCCGCUGGCACAAGAAGGUGGACCCCAGCAGCGCCCUGCACGGCCAGGGCCCCGGGUACCAGCCGAGGCGGGCGGGGAGGCACAUGGCCUCCGUCCACCACCUGGUCUACCACCACCACCACCACCACCACCACCACUACCACUUCAGCCACGGCAGCCCACGCCGGCCCGGCCCCGAGCCCGGCCCCGGGGACACCAGGCUGGUGCGGGCCGGAACGUUGCCCUCCCCACCCUCACCGGGCCAUGGGCCACCGGACGCUGAGUCCGUGCACAGCGUAUACCACGCAGACUGCCACGUGGAGGGGCCACAGGAGAGGGCCCGAGUGGCCCACGCCGCGGCCGCUGCUGCUGCCAGCCUCAAGCUGGCCACAGGGCUGGGUGCCAUGAACUACCCCACCAUCCUGCCCUCGCCCGCCGGGGGCAGCAAAGGGGGCGCCAGCCCCGGGCCCAAGGGCAAGCGGGCCAGCGGGCCUCUGGGCACCAGCAAGCACAGCCCCCUGAGCCUGAGGGGCCCCGACUCCUAUGAGAAGAUCCAGCAUCUGGUCGGGGAACACGUCCAGCCUCCGAAGCUCACCCUGUGCCCAGUGGGGCCCCAGCAGUGCCUGGAGCAGCCGGCGUUCAAGCUGGAACAGCCUGGGCCGCGCCCCCAGCCUCAAGCGCCGGAGCCAGUGCGGGGAGCGUGAGUCUCUGCUGUCCGGGGAGGGCAAGGGUAGCACGGACGAGGAGGCCGAGGACGGCAGGCCCAGGGCGGGGGCCUCCCCCGGGACACGCCCUAUCCCGCUGCGGUGCGCCGAGUCCCUGGACCCCCGCAGCACGCUGGACCCGCGGCCUCCCCGCCCGGCCGCGCUGGCGCCCGCCAAGUUUCAGGAGUGCAACGGGCAGGUCCUGGCCCUGCCCACGGAGUUCUUCCUGCGCAUCGACAGCCACAAGGAGGAUCCGGCUGACUUCGAUGAUGACGUGGAGGACAGUUGCUGCCUGCGUCUGCACAAGGUCCUGGAGCCCUACAAGCCUGCGUGGUGCCGCAGCCGCGAGCCCUGGGCCCUAUACCUCUUCUCUCCGCAGAACAGGUUCCGGGUCUCCUGCCAGAAGAUCAUCGCUCACAAGAUGUUCGAUCACGUGGUCCUGGUCUUCAUCUUCCUCAACUGCAUCACCAUCGCCCUCGAGAGGCCGGACAUCGACCCGGGCAGCACCGAGCGCGUCUUCCUCAGCGUGUCCAACUACAUCUUCAUGGCGAUCUUCGUGGCAGAGAUGAUGGUGAAGGUGGUGGCCCUGGGCCUGGUCUCUGGUGACCACGCCUACCUGCAGAGCACCUGGAACGUGCUGGACGGGCUGCUGGUGCUGGUGUCCCUGGUCGACAUCAUCGUGGCCAUGGCUUCGGCCGGGGGUGCCAAGAUCCUGGGCAUCCUGCGUGUGCUGCGCUUGCUGCGGACCCUGCGGCCCCUGAGGGUCAUCAGCCGCGCUCCGGGCCUCAAGCUGGUGGUGGAGACUCUGAUAUCGUCACUGAGGCCCAUCGGGAACAUCGUCCUCAUCUGCUGCGCUUUCUUCAUCAUCUUCGGCAUCCUGGGGGUACAGCUCUUCAAGGGGAAGUUUUAUUACUGCGAAGGCACCGACACCAGGAACAUCUCCACCAAGGCCGAGUGCCGGGCGGCGCACUACCGCUGGGUGCGGCGCAAGUACAACUUCGACAACCUGGGCCAGGCUCUGAUGUCACUGUUCGUGCUGUCAUCCAAGGACGGCUGGGUGAACAUCAUGUACGACGGGCUGGACGCCGUGGGCAUAGACCAGCAGCCUGUGCCCAACCACAACCCCUGGAUGCUGCUCUACUUCAUCUCCUUCCUGCUCAUCGUCAGCUUCUUUGUCCUCAACAUGUUUGUGGGCGUCGUGGUGGAGAACUUCCACAAGUGCCGGCAACACCAGGAAGCCGAGGAGGCGCGGCGGCGGGAGGAGAAGCGGCAGCGGCGCCUGGAGAGAAAACGCAGGAGUAAGGCGCUCCCAGUGGCGGCGGUGGCGGAGGCCCAGCGCCGGCCCUACUACGCCGACUACUCACCCACCCGCCGCUCCAUCCACUCGCUGUGCACCAGCCACUACCUUGACCUCUUCAUCACCUUUAUCAUUGGCGUCAACGUCAUCACCAUGUCCAUGGAACACUACAACCAGCCCAAGUCGCUGGAUGAGGCUCUCAAGUACUGCAACUAUGUGUUCACCAUCGUCUUCGUGUUUGAGGCCGUGCUGAAGCUCGUGGCUUUUGGGUUCCGGAGGUUCUUCAAGGACAGGUGGAACCAGCUAGACCUGGCCAUCGUGCUGCUGUCCAUCAUGGGCAUCACGCUGGAGGAGAUCGAGAUGAACGCGGCUCUGCCCAUCAAUCCCACCAUCAUCCGCAUCAUGCGCGUGCUCCGCAUUGCUCGAGUUCUGAAGCUGCUCAAGAUGGCCACAGGCAUGCGGGCCCUGCUGGACACGGUGGUUCAAGCCCUGCCGCAGGUAGGGAACCUCGGCCUGCUUUUCAUGCUCCUGUUUUUUAUCUAUGCUGCCUUGGGGGUGGAGCUGUUCGGGAGGCUUGAGUGCAGUGAGGACAACCCCUGCGAGGGCCUCAGCCGGCACGCCACCUUCUCCAACUUUGGCAUGGCCUUCCUCACGCUGUUCCGCGUGUCCACGGGGGACAACUGGAACGGGAUCAUGAAGGACACGCUGCGGGAAUGUGCCCGGGAGGACAAGCACUGCCUCAGCUACCUGCCCGCCAUCUCCCCCAUCUACUUCGUCACCUUCGUGCUGGUGGCCCAGUUCGUGCUGGUCAACGUGGUGGUGGCCGUGCUCAUGAAGCACCUGGAGGAGAGCAACAAGGAGGCCCGUGAGGACGCCGAGCUGGAUGCCGAGCUGGAACUGGAAGUGGCGCAGGGCCCCCCCGCCUGCCCCAGACCCGAGGCCCCGCCGAGCCCAGACACCCCUGGCCUCCUGGUUGUGCGCAAGGUGUCCGUGUCCAGGAUGCUGUCCCUGCCUAACGACAGCUACAUGUUCCGGCCCGUGGCGCCCGCCUCGGCCCCGCACCCCCGCCCACUGCGGGAAGCGGACGCGGAGACGUGCUCAGACCCGGUGACCUCUGCGCAUUCCCCGCCCGUGGAGUCCUGCACGUCUCUCCAGGUCCCCUCUGCGGCCACGCUCUCCCCAGCCAGGGACAGCGACAGCCUCCGUGCCCUGUCCCCUCGAGGCGCAGCCCGCUCCCCCAGCCUCUGCUGGCUGCUCUACAGACAGGAGCCCACGCUCGCCGACUCUCUGGAAGGGCACACGGACGGCCCCAAGGACGGCGGCCCAGGCUGGGGGGAGCCUGGUGGGAAGACCCCAAUGAGGCAGGCAUCCCUGGGGGCCUCCCUACGGUCCCCGCCCCGCUCCCCGCGGCCCGCCAGCAUCCGCACUCGCAAGCACACCUGCGGGCAGCGCUGCGUCUCCAGCAGGGCCCCGGCCCCCAGCGGGGAGGAGGCCGAGACCCUGGAUCCUGCUGAUGAGGAGGUCAGCCACAUCACCAGCUCGGCCCGAAGCCCCUCCGCUUCGCCCACUGCCCGAGGCCUGGGGGCCGGCGACCCCGACCUGCGCAGGUUCUACGGCGUGGAUGCUCAGGGCUUCCUGGACCCGCCCGGCCAGGCCGAGGAGCAGAGGCGGCCCUCCGGGGAGCUGGGGGGAGGGGACGCCCACGUGGAGACCAGGGAGGUGAAGGGCCGCGCCCCAGAGGCUGAGCCAGCCUUGGGGGCACGCAGGAAAAAGAAGAUGAGCCCCCCCUGCAUCUCCGUUGAGCCCCCUGGGGAGGACGAGGGUGCGGCCCGGCCCCCGGCGGCAGAGGGCAGCACCACCACUCUGCGGCGGCGAACCCCUUCCUGCGAGGCCCCGCCGCACAGGGACUCCCUGGAGCCCAUGGAGGGGGCCGGGGUGGAUCCUGCCGCCAAGGGCGACCGGCGGGCCCAGGCCCCCUGCCGCGCGGAACACCUGACCAUACCCAACUUCACCUUUGAGCCGCCGGACAAGGGGGGCCCUGGCGGAGACCUGUUUUUGGAUGGUGUUCACGGCGUGGCCCCAGAACCCAGAGCUUCCUUUUCGGGGGCCACGGCGCCUCCUGAACCCCAUAAAAUGGAGCCUCUCGUGCCCUCCAGUGACCCCACAGAGAAAGGACGGGGGCUGCACCUCAGAGUCCUCCAGAGCCCCCCAAAGAAAGCAGGGUCUCCCUCAGCCAGCCCCGCCCCAGGUGACCGUGUGGACAGGCCAGUGUAGCUCAGGGCGUAGUGCUGCAGGUUUCGGUAGCGGGGCUGGGGUGCACCCAGCGGGGUGACGGCCCAGGCAGGGCUGCGUGUGGACCCCAGCUCCGGGCCCGGCACGGAGGAGAAGCGGGGAGCCGCCCGGGGAGGGAGGCAGACGCGGGGUCUGGGCGAAACAGAGUGGAGACAUGCCCCUCGGCCUGCAAGCCUAUGUCCAGCCUACAUCCGGUGGAUUCAGGUUUGGGUUUUUCCAAGUUUCGCCACCAUGGUCUGUGGCCAUGCCCGCACCUGGUCAGCGGUCCCCCGACAGCAGCUGCGUCCCCGCCACGAAGACCAGGAAGACCGGAAGGAGGAAGUCCGAGGCUGCCCAGCAGAGCCCCAUUCUCACGCCCGCUUUUCUAAGGAACACGUGCUUGGGGCCACCUGUGCCCUCCCGGGUGGCGGCCUCACCCCAAGGCCGCCACCGCCACGCUCACGUCACUCACUCCUCACCUGUCUGCCCCCCCACACUCUUCGUCACCGUCUCGGCCCCCCGCGGGCCCACGCCCCACUGUUCUGCCCUUGGUAUUCCAGAAACGCCCGCGCCGCGGGGGAGUGGGGUCCCUGCAAUAAGCCCCCCCCGCUGCCGGCGGCCCCUCGCGGGCCAGGUGAGCAGUGUCCGCAGACGCCCCUGAGUUCCGUGUACGUUUUAUUAAUUCAGGUUAAACGUUGCAAUAAUCUGAUAAUGGGAAA
Molecule: messenger RNA, 6093 nt
Organism: Nyctereutes procyonoides (raccoon dog)
Lineage: Eukaryota; Metazoa; Chordata; Mammalia; Carnivora; Canidae
Gene: CACNA1H
Product: calcium voltage-gated channel subunit alpha1 H
Biological process (GO): membrane depolarization during action potential; positive regulation of calcium ion-dependent exocytosis; calcium ion import
Cellular component (GO): plasma membrane; voltage-gated calcium channel complex; voltage-gated sodium channel complex
Molecular function (GO): voltage-gated sodium channel activity; low voltage-gated calcium channel activity
Source: RefSeq, a predicted model, not a curated record